Molecule: messenger RNA, 633 nt
Organism: Hevea brasiliensis (rubber tree)
Lineage: Eukaryota; Viridiplantae; Streptophyta; Magnoliopsida; Malpighiales; Euphorbiaceae
Exons: 2
Coding region: 1-633 (210 amino acids)
Source: RefSeq, a predicted model, not a curated record
AUGGGGGAAGAACAUGAAAUUGAAGUAAAGUUGAAAGAAAAGAAAGAUGAGUGUGAGAGUGAAUCCACUUCAACUAAAGCUAAAGCUAGUAAGGAAGUAAAUGAAGAGAAAGAAGAUAAAAAGAAAAUAGAAGAGAAAAAUGUGCCUCCUGCACCGUACAAGCCACCAUUGCCCUUUCCUCAGAGGUUGGAAGAUUAUGAAACUGUUGCACUUACUGAGGAGUGCAGUGCUAUAUUGCAGAACAAGCUCCCACCUAAGCUGAAAGAUCCUGAAAGCUUUUCCAUACCAUGUCACAUUGGAGAAACAAGUAUUGAGAGAGCAUUAUAUGACUUGGGGGCUAGUGUUAGCUUGAUGCCACUUUCCAUAUGUGAGAAGUUAAAGGUUGGAGAUCUAAAGCCCACAACUAUUUCUUUGCAGUUAGCUGACAGAUCUAUAAAGUAUCCAGUUGGGAUUUUAGAGAAUGUACCAUUAAAAGUUGGGAAGUUUUUCAUUCCAGUAGAUUUUAUUGUACUAGAGAUGGAGGAGGAUGUAAGAACGCCCAUCAUACUUGGAAGGCCAUUUUUAGCCACUGCAGGAGCUAAUAUAGAUGUAAAGAAUGGGAAAUUGAAAGUUGUGAUGGGGAGGAGGAAAUAG